This is a messenger RNA of Manihot esculenta (cassava), 894 nucleotides long. RefSeq lists its product as uncharacterized. Gene Ontology annotation, molecular function: histone binding; DNA binding. The record is from RefSeq and is a predicted model, not a curated record. The transcript has a single exon. Gene Ontology annotation, cellular component: nucleolus. Bases 1 to 894 code for a protein of 297 amino acids. Lineage: Eukaryota; Viridiplantae; Streptophyta; Magnoliopsida; Malpighiales; Euphorbiaceae. Gene Ontology annotation, biological process: nucleosome assembly; regulation of DNA-templated transcription.
AUGGCAGUCACCGAGGGACUUCAAUAUUUGGAAUUAAGGCAGAGACUCAAAGAAACCUUCAGAAAGAAGAUGCAUGAGGAAACUGGGUAUGCUCUAUCCAAACCUCCAGAGAAAAAUGUGCGGCUUCCUUACGAUGAGAAUUAUGGGUGCUUUUUUGGCCCAUCUCAGCCAGCUAUUGCUCGAAGAGUAGCUCAGGAACGCAAGAAGUUGUUGCAAUACUUGGAACAAAACGGUUCAAUUUCCCAGGACAAUCACUCUCCUCCUGUUAAAGGAUCGAAAAAAUUUAAGGUAACCAUUGAUAGAAAGGCCAAAAUGCAAAGACUUAAAGAAUCAAGAGAUUACUCCUUCCUGCUAUCUGAUGAGAGAGAAGCGCCAGUUCCAAAGAAAGAGAUUGCUUCUUAUGGCAAUUGUCUGAUCAGGCUAAAACCUUUCCAAGUUGGCAAUGGAACAAGCAAGAAACCUGCAGAGCGAAACUUGGAACAGAAAAGGCCAUUACGAGAACCUUGUAAGCAUAAAAUCAUGCAAGAACAACCUGUGGCAUCGUCAAAACCUCAGAUGAAGAAGCCAGCAGUGAAGCAAAAUCCAUCACAAGCAUCAACGCAAGACCCCAACAAGAAAAGGAAGCAGAUAUCGAGUUAUGAGGAUGACCAUUAUGAGGGUGAAAUGGCUUUAAGAAUAAUCAGAAAAAUGUUUAACACCAAAAGGUUUGUUGGUCGCGAUGAUGCUGAUAUUAAUAUGGAGACCACCUAUGAGCAAAUCAAUAAGGAAGAGAAAAGAAGUGAAAGAUUGGCAAGGAAGGAAGACCAAGCACAACUCCGCCUGAUAGAGGAAGAGGAGCAGCGUGAAAGGAUGAGAAAGCUGAAAAUUAAGAAGCGUAAGCUCCACCAGCAGUAG